AUGGAUCCUGUCCGACCACCAUUUAGGGGCCCUCCUCCUGUCCACCCAUCUCAAUUUGUACGGAUGCCAGGCUGUUGGCCACAAGCUCCUAAACCUUUGGCCUCAGGUCUGGGCAGGGCAGGACCAGCAGGCAGAGGCCAUGCAUUUGGAAAGCCAGAGGAACCAGGCACACAGAGGGGGCCAGCACAAAGGGAGUCUGUGGGUUUGGUCUCCAUGUUCCGAGGCCUGGGCCUUGAAACAGUUUCCUGGACCUCUCGGAAACAUGAAAUGCUUCCUUCAGGUAGAGGCAUUUUAGGUCGAGGCUUUUCUGCUAAUAUGGUGCACAAGGACAAAGAAGAACCCCGUUCCACUUUCCCGGAUCCUUUAGUGUUGGCAGCUGGGGAUAGCAAGAUGGCAGAGGCCUCUGUUGGUCGGAAUAGAGUGCUUGGAAGGGGGAGUUCAGAUGCUGCUUUAUUACCCCUGGGAAGGGCAGCUGCCGGUAUCGGCAGAGGAGUGGACAAGCCUCCCAGUGCCUUCAGCCUAACUUCCCGGGACCCCUCACGGCUGUCAUCACCUCCGGCUCUGCCCCAGCCCUCCCUGCACUCUCCAGAUCGCCCUCUGGUCCUGACGGUGGAACACAAGGAAAAAGAGCUUCUUGUGAAGCAAGGAUCAAAAGGAACACCUCAAUCUUUGGGACUGAACCUCAUCAAAAUACAGUGUCAUAAUGAAGCAGUUUAUCAAUAUCAUGUGACUUUCAGCCCCAAUGUGGAGUGCAAAAGCAUGAGGUUUGGCAUGUUGAAGGACCAUCAAGCUGUCACCGGAAACAUCACUGCUUUUGAUGGAUCCAUUCUCUAUCUGCCUGUUAAGCUUCAACAAGUUUUCGAGUUAAAAAGUCAAAGGAAAACUGAUGGUGCUGACAUCAGCCUUAAGAUUCAGUUGACGAAGAUCUUGGAGCCCUGCUCUGACUUGUGCAUUCCCUUCUACAAUGUUGUUUUCCGCCGGGUAAUGAAACUUUUAGAUAUGAAGCUUGUGGGGAGAAACUUUUAUGACCCUACAAGUGCUAUGGUACUACAGCAACACAGAUUGCAGAUCUGGCCAGGCUACACAGCUAGCAUCCGGAGGACAGAUGGAGGUCUUUUCCUGCUAGCAGAUGUCUCCCAUAAGGUCAUUCGGAAUGAUUCCGUGCUGGAUGUCAUGCAUGCCAUGUAUCAUCAGAAUAAAGAAAACUUCCAGGAUGAGUGUACUAAGCUUCUGGUUGGCAAUAUUGUUAUCACCCGAUAUAAUAAUCGUACCUAUCGUAUUGAUGAUAUGGAUUGGAAUAAGACCCCAAAAGAUAGCUUCACGAUGUCUGAUGGGAAGGAGAUCACGUUCUUGGAAUACUACAGCAAAAACUAUGGGAUCACAAUUAAGGACGAGGACCAGCCACUGCUGAUCCACAGGCCCAGUGAGAGACAGAACAACCAUGGGACGCUGCUAAAAGGCGAAAUCCUGCUGCUGCCUGAGCUUUCCUUCAUGACUGGAAUUCCGGAGAAGAUGAAAAAGGACUUCAGAGCCAUGAAGGAUCUGACCCAACAGAUCAACCUGAGCCCCAAACAGCACCACAGUGCUUUGGAAUGCUUGCUACAGAGGAUUUCAAAGAACCAGACAGCCAGCAAUGAACUGACGCGCUGGGGGCUCUAUCUGCAAAAGGAUGUACAUAAGAUUGAAGGACGCGUUCUACCAAUGGAAAGAAUUAACUUAAGAAAUAUGUCAUUUAUCACAUCUCAGGAACUAAACUGGAUUAAGGAAGUAACCAGAGACCUUUCCAUCCUGACUAUCCCCAUGCACUUCUGGGCACUUUUUUACCCAAAGAGAGCGAUGGAUCAGGCCCGAGAACUGGUCAACAUGUUAGAGAAGAUAGCUGGCCCUAUCGGCAUGCGUAUGAGCCCACCGGCCUGGGUUGAACUAAAGGAUGACCGAAUAGAGACCUAUAUCAGAACCAUUCAAUCCAUGCUGGGAGUUGAGGGGAAGAUACAGAUGGUGGUUUGCAUCAUCAUGGGCACGCGUGAUGAUCUCUAUGGGGCCAUCAAGAAACUGUGCUGCGUGCAGUCCCCUGUGCCCUCCCAGGUCAUCAAUGUUCGAACCAUUGGUCAGCCCGCCAGGCUUCGGAGUGUGGCCCAGAAAAUUUUACUGCAGAUUAACUGUAAAUUGGGUGGUGAGCUCUGGGGAGUGGAUAUUCCUCUGAAACAAUUAAUGGUGAUCGGGAUGGAUGUGUACCAUGACCCCAGCAGAGGCAUGCGCUCUGUGGUUGGCUUCGUUGCAAGCAUCAAUCUCACCCUCACAAAAUGGUAUUCACGAGUGGUGUUCCAGAUGCCUCAUCAGGAGAUUGUGGAUAGCCUGAAGCUGUGCUUGGUGGGCUCCUUAAAGAAGUUUUAUGAGGUGAACCACUGUCUACCAGAGAAGAUCGUGGUGUACCGUGAUGGAGUGUCUGAUGGCCAACUAAAGACAGUUGCCAACUAUGAGAUUCCUCAACUGCAGAAGUGUUUUGAAGCUUUUGAGAAUUACCAGCCCAAGAUGGUGGUGUUCGUAGUUCAGAAGAAAAUCAGCACCAAUCUGUACCUGGCUGCCACUGAGCACUUUGUGACUCCCUCCCCGGGGACUGUGGUAGAUCACACAAUAACGAGUUGUGAGUGGGUGGAUUUCUACCUUCUUGCCCAUCACGUACGGCAGGGCUGUGGCAUUCCGACACACUAUGUCUGUGUUCUCAACACCGCAAACCUGAGCCCCGAUCACAUGCAGAGGUUGACUUUCAAACUGUGCCACAUGUACUGGAACUGGCCUGGUACCAUCAGAGUCCCAGCGCCUUGCAAGUAUGCCCACAAGCUAGCUUUCCUAGCAGGACAAAUCUUACAUCACGAACCAGCCAUGCAGCUGUGCGAGAACCUGUUCUUCCUGUGACCGCGCAGCCUGCGUGCAGGCCGGUUAGGAGAAAGUCCACUUCUGAACUCGGCUGGGACUCUUGCAGAAUCAGCGGAGGAUGAAGUGGGUUUUGUGUUGGCGUUUCCCCUUCCUCCAACUCUGUAGAAUAAGAUUCUUUUUUUUUUUUUUUCUCUUAAACCAGGUAUCACGAAAAAGCAAGUUUCUUUUUAAGUAUAAGCUGGAAAUUGCCUUGUUGCCUUUGUGGAGCACGUGGUGGUAGCACCCCACCUCUGCGCAGACAGAGCGGGUGAAUCCGGGCGAGUCAUUAGCAGCGUCCAGAGCCAACAAGAGCUGUAGAAACCUGCAGAAGCACCAAUUGCACCUCUAAGCUCUGCUUACUAAGCAGUUCCAAUUUCUGGUGCCAGAGGUGAUAAUGAAUGAAGUCAUUGCAAAUUCUUAAAGUAGAGAGAGUUACUUUAUUUGGGCAGCUGGGUAAGGUCAUAACAGGCCCGUGAAGUGACAGUUUUCAAAUAGGUAUUUCUAUUGCCGGCAGGUGUGCAAGUUGUGUAGUAAAACCAGCUUGUGGCAUAGUCAGGCCCUUGAUGACUUAAUCUUCUCUGGGGAUUGAGUUUAUGAUGCCUGUGACCUGAGUUGGAUUUGAAAGUAGCUUUCACCUAUUCUGUGGCCUCUUGACAGAGUCCACAUGAAGUUUUUCUGUAGCUUUCAGUUACUUUACAGCAUACCAUUGCUUCCUUCCCCCAAAUAGACACAUGCACACACACAUCUUUGCUCUUUGUGACUGAUCUUCAGUAAGUUUUAGUUUUUGUUGUUUUUUUUUUUUUUUUUU
This is a messenger RNA of Propithecus coquereli (Coquerel's sifaka), 3724 nucleotides long. RefSeq names its product piwi-like RNA-mediated gene silencing 2 (gene PIWIL2). The transcript is spliced from 22 exons. The coding region runs from base 1 to 2916 and encodes 971 amino acids. Gene Ontology annotation, molecular function: protein binding; piRNA binding. Gene Ontology annotation, cellular component: P granule. Lineage: Eukaryota; Metazoa; Chordata; Mammalia; Primates; Indriidae. The record is from RefSeq and is a predicted model, not a curated record. Gene Ontology annotation, biological process: regulatory ncRNA-mediated gene silencing.